This is a messenger RNA of Saprolegnia diclina VS20, 1653 nucleotides long. RefSeq lists its product as hypothetical. Gene Ontology annotation, molecular function: xenobiotic transmembrane transporter activity; antiporter activity. The record is from RefSeq and is a predicted model, not a curated record. Gene Ontology annotation, cellular component: plasma membrane. The transcript has a single exon. Gene Ontology annotation, biological process: transmembrane transport. Bases 48 to 1562 code for a protein of 504 amino acids. Lineage: Eukaryota; Oomycota; Saprolegniomycetes; Saprolegniales; Saprolegniaceae.
CAACCGUUCCCGCCAAAAGCUGUGCGUUGACAGCUUCGCGACGUGGUAUGCGCACGAGUAAAAGCGCCGAUGGCGUCGAGGCUAAGAACCUCCUCCCCAAGGCUCUGUCCGCGAACGCACGCGAAAGCCGUGCGCGCGAUAGUCUCCAGUCGCCACUUAGGUCGCUCCUCUCGAUGGCGAUCCAGCUCUCGGUCAACCAAAUGGUUCGGCGCGUUUUGCUCGUGACAGACACGGCGUUCCUUGGCCACCUCGGCACGAAAGAGCUCGCGGGGGCCGCGCUCGCCAACCUCUGGAUCAAUGUCCCGUUCAACUUUGUGCAAUACGCAAUUCCCGCCAUCACGAUCCUCGGGUCGCACGCGUACGGUGCCGGGGAGCACAAGGAGAUUGGCGUCUGGCUGCAAACGUCCAUUCUGUUUGCACAGGGUGCGUGCCUUCCUGUCGGGCUCGUGCACCUCUUUGUGGGUCCCCUCGUCGGCCUUUCCAUGCGAGAUGACGAGACCAUCGCGUUUGGCCAACUCUAUGGCGACGUGCUCGCCACCGGCCUUCUUCCGCGGUACCUUUACGCCUGCCUCACGGCGUAUUUUGCAACCAUCAACGUUGUGCAGUCGGCAACAAUCACAAGUAUUAUCGCCAUGAUCCUCAACGCGCUUCUCAACCAAGUGUUUAUUAACGGCAUUCCUGGCAUAUGGGCGGGCAUCGGUUUUGUCGGCUCGCCGCUCGCGACUGUCGUGAGCUCGUGCAUGCAACUGCUUCUCUUUGGCGUCUACACAAUGGUGUGGCGGCGCUACCACGUACCGUACUGGGGCGGCUGGACCCGCGUUGCCGUCGAUCAGGCGCAUUGGACCAAGUUUUUGGCGCUCGCGCUGCCCUUGGGGGCGUCGUCGGCCGUCGACUGGGCGAGCUUGACCGUUGCGGGCAUGGUCCUCGGCACGCUGGACCCGGCCUACUCGGCCGCGAAUGCCGUCCUCUUUGGCCUUUUUGGUGUCGUGUACGCGUGCGUGAGCGGCUUCUCGGCCGCGACUCAAAUCUUCAUGGCCCGCAGCAUUGGCAUGGGGAGCCUGCCCGAUGCGAAAGCGUACCUUGUGCUCGGGAUUUACCUCAUGGCCGUCAUGGUGACGCUGCUGUUAAGUGUAUUGGCCGCCGUGCACAAGGCAGUCGUUCGUCUCUGGACGUCCGACCAAGCCGUGCUCGACCUGUGCGAUGGCGCAAUACUGCCGUUUGGCCUGUGCAUUGGCCUCAUCUUCUUCCGGUUUCUUCUGAGCUCGGGCGCCAACGCCGUCGAGCUCUCUCGGUAUGCGCUGGUCGUCAAAAACGCCGGCGCGUCGCUGCUCUUUAUUCCGCUCACGUACCUCUGCGUGUUUGAGUGGCGCUACGCACUGCGAGGGUACUGGGCGGCCAAUGCCCUGGGCGAAUGCGCCAAGAUCGUCCUGCUGGUGUGGCGCCUGGCCAAGCUCGAUUGGACUGUUCAAAAAACCAACAGUCGGGACGGCCAGCCACACGUAGGACGCCAAGGAGCACUCAUCACCAUCCAUGUCGCUACUAGUACGGAGAGGGGCCAAUAAUUCCAUCGCCACCCCUAACCACCACCACCACUGACAACAGGGACACGUCUCCUGCGUCCUCCCAUCCAUGAAUAAGAGUUCUUUUCUCCCA